Messenger RNA from Megachile rotundata (alfalfa leafcutting bee), 3738 nucleotides. RefSeq lists its product as uncharacterized. Lineage: Eukaryota; Metazoa; Arthropoda; Insecta; Hymenoptera; Megachilidae. The record is from RefSeq and is a predicted model, not a curated record.
AUGGACGCUACGCUCAAACAAGCCGUGAUAAGUCGCGGUCAGAUUAAAGCUUCGCUAACGCGAUUCAAAAAUUAUCUAGAGUCAUUCGAUCGUUCAUCUCCAGUAACGGAACUUCAAAAAAGAUUAGAAAAAAUAUCGCCAUUAUACGAAAAGUUUGAUACGUUGCAAAGUCAAAUUGAAUCUUUAGUCGAAGAACCUUCUACAAUUCAAGAACAUGCAGAGCGCGAUUCUUUUGAAAAUUUAUUUUUCCAAUUAACAGCAGCAGCUGAAGAUGUUAUUUCGCAGUCUCGUUCUCAACAAGUUCUUGCAAAUCCUGAAAUUUCAACUCGCUUAAUGACACCCGCUUUUUCGAAUGCCAGCACGGAAAACCGUAUUAAAUUACCCACAAUAGAAUUGCCCACGUUUGACGGCUCAUAUAGUAAUUGGGUAAAGUUUAGAGACACUUUCGAAUCACUCAUCCAUAAUAAUAUGAAUCUCUCAAACAUUGAAAAAUUUCAUUAUUUAAAUGCAUCAGUGAAAGGUAGCGCAGCACGUACGAUUGAAGCAUUAGGUAUUUCCGAAAUAAAUUAUACUCUUGCGUGGAAUAGAAUAAAGGAUCGUUACGAGGAUCUAUCGACAUUAAAAUACCAUCACGUUAGGUCUAUGCAUGAAGUUCCAUCUUGCACUAGGGAAUCUUUGUCAGGAUUAAGAAAUUUAAUUGAUAAUACCAACAACAAUCUGUUAGCGUUAAAAGCACUUGGUGAACCCACAGAUUCUUGGGAUACUCUUAUAAUAUAUUUGUUAACUUCGAAAUUAGAUAGUCAUACACAGCGUGAAUGGGAAAGAAAAAUGAAUCAGAUUCAGGGAAAUGUCACUUUGCAGGAUAUGAUGAAUUUCUUGAAAAAUCAUUGUAAAUACCUUGAAAGAAUCAAUUCCGACAAAAUAGUUCCUAACAAAUUCAUAAGUGAAACAAAGCAAAAUAAAUUCAGAGUCGUUACGACACAUGUAACUAAUACUGAACCAGUAUGCUCCCUCUGCAAGGGAAAUCAUUAUUUACAUAGUUGCUCUAGUUUUUUGAGAUUAACUCCCACUGAACGUCGAGCCAAAAUUCAAGAAUUGCAUGUGUGUUUCAAUUGUCUCGCAGCAGGACAUCGAAGCAUAGAUUGUACACGAAGCGUAUGUAGAAAAUGUCAUAAGAAACAUAACACAUUAUUACAUAUAGAUUACACUUCAAACACAUCACCUCAUACUCAUACAGCACCUUCAACGUCAAAACAAAAUACUUCCAAUGUAAACGCACACACUAUCACUGACACACAGGAAACACUUACGGCACAAACGGUCAUUACACUAGAAAAUAAAGUGACUAUGUUAGCUACUGCCACAGUUCAUAUUAAGGAUCACGAUGGAAUAAAACACGAUUGUCGCGUUCUUUUAGAUUCAGGAUCACAAUCCCAUUUCAUUUCAGAAAAGUUAGCCAAUAAACUUCAAUUAAAUCGCGAUAAGAUAAAUGUUAGAGUCUCAGGAAUUAGUAAAUUAGCAAAGAACAUCGAAUAUCAAGCACACACACAUAUUGUAUCGCGUUUUAACGGAUUUACAAAAUCAAUCUCCUGUUUAGUUUUACCUACGAUAACAGAAAACAUUCCAAACCGACCAGUCGAUUUAUCUUUACUAGAAAUUCCAUCCAAUAAAUUCUUAGCCGAUCCUCAGUUCAAUGUUCCCAGAGAAGUUGACAUGAUUAUUGGUGGAGAUUUAUUCUGGGAUUUAAUGUGUGUAGGUCGUCAUUCAUUAGGACCUCGUCACCCUUCAUUGCAAAAAACCCAAUUAGGUUGGAUUGUUGUAGGAAACUUAGAUCUCGCUCCUUCAUUUGCAGAAACACGAACUAUUUGUCAUUUAGUCACAAACGAACAAAUUCACGAUCAAUUAGCCAAGUUUUGGGAAAUAGAAGGUAGUAUAGCUGAAAACACAAAAUCUCCGCAUCAUUGUGAACAACAUUUUGAUUCUACUGUAACGCGAGAUAGCAAUGGCAGAUACAUUGUAGCCAUUCCGUUUAAAGAAAAUAUUAAUAAGUUAGGCAAUUCUAUACAUCAUGCGGAAAAAAGACUAUUUAAUUUAGAACGCACACUAGCUAGGCAACCGGAAAUUAAGGAAGAGUAUAUUAAAUUCUUAGAGGAAUAUGAAUCGUUAGGGCACAUGAGUGAAAUUACAAACUUAGAACAAUCACAUACACAAACAGGAUACUAUUUACCGCAUCAUGCAGUUUUUAGAGCAAGUAGUACCACCACAAAAUUACGCGUAGUCUUUGAUGGGUCUGCCAAGACAUCGUCAGGGCUAUCAUUAAAUGACGUUCAGUGGGUAGGACCCGUAGUUCAAGAAGAUUUAAUGUCAAUCCUUUUACGAUUUCGCAAGCACCAAUAUGUUCUUUCAGCAGAUAUUGCAAAGAUGUAUCGACAGAUAUUAGUAAGAAACGAAGAUAGAAAAUUCCAACGUAUAUUAUGGCGCAAAGAUAAAAAUGAAUCGAUUAAAAUGUACGAGUUAAACACUGUAACCUACGGCACAGCAUCCGCACCUUUUCUUGCAACUAAAGUUCUUCAGCAUAUUGGACAAAUACACCAAGAAAGUCACCCGCUUGCAGGUCGCGCUAUUUUACGCGAUUUCUAUGUAGAUGAUUUAUUGACAGGGUCAGAUUCUAUUACUGAAAUUGUACAAUUGAAAAAUGAUUUAACCAACAUUCUUCUCUCUUCAGGUUUCGAACUUCGUAAAUGGGCAUCAAACGAACCCAAAAUAUUCGCAUCACAAAUAGACAAUAAAAAUCAAUUACAAUUAGUAUCGGACAAUAGCUCAAAGACGUUAGGUUUAUUUUGGAAUUUCGAACAAGACAUAUUAACUUUUUCGGUAAAAAACCCUAUAAAUUCACGCAUCACAAAACGUACAAUUCUCUCAGAUAUUUCACAAAUUUUCGAUCCUCUCGGUUUAAUCGGUCCAGCUACGAUUCAAGCAAAAAUUAUUCUACAAGAAUUGUGGCAACUUCACUCCGCUUGGGAUGAAUCAUUACCUCAGCAUCUCCACUCUCGAUGGAGUACAUUCCGCGAAGAACUUAUGUAUAUAAAUGAUAUUAGAAUUCCGAGACGAGCUUUACCCGCGAAAAUCCAAAAAUUCGAAUUACACGGCUUUUCUGAUGCGUCAGAAAAGGCUUAUGGAACGUGUAUAUAUCUCCGUGCAUUAGAUAAAAACGGUAUAUGGACUACUCGAUUAUUAUGCGCAAAAUCUAGAGUCGCUCCUUUGAAAGUUAUUAGCUUGCCGCGAUUAGAACUGUGCGGUGCUCAGUUACUAGCCCAGCUUGCAAAGAAAGUACGGACAUCAAUAGGCAUCAUAUGUGACGAAUAUUAUUGGUGUGAUUCCACAAUCGUUCUUGCGUGGAUCAACUCUCCCUCAAAACAAUGGAAAACAUUUGUAGCAAAUCGUACAGCAGAAAUACAAACCCUAUCGCAUGGAAAAUGGUUACAUGUCGCGUCAUCUGAAAAUCCUGCUGAUAUCAUAUCACGGGGAAUCAGUCCAACUUUGCUUAUUAACAACAAUCUUUGGUGGAAUGGUCCAUCCUGGUUGCAGGAAAAUUUACCUACACAAAUAUAUAACAAUGACAAUCAACUCCCCGCAGAGAAUAUUUCCGAAGAAAUUAGAACUACUUACACAUUUACUUCCAACUGCGGCGUUGAUCGACAGUUAUCGUUUAUUGUCGAAAGAAACGUGUCGAAAUAA